AUGACACCAGAAAUGCUGGCAUUCUCGUAUCCAAUGGGAGCAGUUGUACAUUUCAGAUACGGCUUCCUCCUCCGCCGUACCCAUGACGUGAAGUUGUUCAACCCGUACUACACCAGGCCAUUCACGGCUCGGCUCUGGAAGUUCCUCACCGCAGCCGCUGUGGUGGUCUGCUGCCUGUUCUACCUCGGAGCCUGGUGGGAGAAAAGGCUGUUAGGAGAUCAUGUGGAAUGCAGCCUCGGGCUUGAGGUGCUGUUGAUUAUUGGGGGGUACUGCCAGCAUAUUUUUCCAGUGGAUGUAGUUUUUUCCUCGCGGAGAACAGCGUAUUUCACAUUCUUUCUGUACUCCUACAUCAUCUACACCGUGUAUACGUCUAACUUGCUCUCUCACUUGGUGAGUGAAAAGGAGAACGUCAUUAGAAUAGAAGAUUUAGAAUCAGGAAGUUUCGAUUUUGCAAUUUUUGGAAACAUGAGGCACAUUUUGGAGUACGAUUACACUUUGAACAAAAAUACACCAUUCUCGAAGAAGCUGUCUCAGGCAAAAGCUCUACCAAUAAAACAAGCUCUUGAUGCCCUCAGAUUUAACAGAACUGCACUGCUUUCUGACUAUAUGUCACUUUUUCCUGCAGUUCGAGCAGAUUUUACCGACACCGAGAUUUGUGAACUUAUUGAAAUUGAUCUAAACGAUGACGUGAGGAAAUACAUAUUUACUUCCAAAGAGUUUAAAUAUAAGGAAGAACUAAAGAUAAGCACCCUAAAGGCGAUAGAAACAGGUGUACUGAAAAGAUAUACCUCCUACGACGACUACCACCCUCUGAAAUGUGAGACAGUUCUGCACCAGGAAGUCAGAAUCGAACACGUUUGUUUGCCUCUGAUAGCAUUGGUGGCCGUUUUUGGGAUUUCAUUCAUUAUCAUGAUUUUGGAGAUACUAUUUUAUGAGUAUACUAAGGUGUGGCCGUUUGUAAAUUGA
This is a messenger RNA of Ostrinia nubilalis (European corn borer), 966 nucleotides long. RefSeq lists its product as uncharacterized. Bases 1 to 966 code for a protein of 321 amino acids. The record is from RefSeq and is a predicted model, not a curated record. The transcript is spliced from 6 exons. NCBI's taxonomy places the organism in Eukaryota, Metazoa, Arthropoda, Insecta, Lepidoptera, Crambidae.